Dissoconium aciculare CBS 342.82 is the source of this 1020-nucleotide messenger RNA. RefSeq lists its product as uncharacterized. The record is from RefSeq and is a predicted model, not a curated record. NCBI's taxonomy places the organism in Eukaryota, Fungi, Ascomycota, Dothideomycetes, Mycosphaerellales, Dissoconiaceae. The transcript has 2 exons. The annotation marks the transcript as partial.
GGUUUGAACACGCCCGUCCCCGACCAUGAGAUCGUCAAAAGCUCCAGUCCGUUCUAUUUCGAAGCUGGCUAUGCCGGGUGGGCGAAACGUCCCUCUCGACCAUUCCCACCGCCGUUCUUCAGCCCGCCCAGCGGCAGUUUCAGCGACCCUCUCAGCACCACCAACCGCAGCAUGGACCGUCGCGCGAAAGUCAACGGCGAGAUGAUCCGGGGCGUGACCAACGGCGACGACGCCAUGCUCGUGAGCGAGAACUUGAUCGGGACCAACGACGGCGUGGGACAAUGGGCGACGCGCGAGCGGGGGCAUGCGCCGCUCUGGAGCCGCCUCAUCCUGCACUUCUGGGCCCUCGCAGUGGAACAGGACAAAUUCGGCGGCGACAGGUCCCCCGAUCCCGUCCGCUACCUCGAGGAGUCCUACCGCAUGACCCAGGAGGCGCUCAGCGAACCCAACGAAUGGCUGGGGACCACGACCUCCAGCCUCGCGCAGCUCCACAGCAUCGACGAGAAGCCCCUGCUGUACGUGACGCAGCUGGGCGACUGCCGCAUCAUCGUGGUGCGCCAAUCCUCCCGCCAGGUCAUCUUCACCACCGAAGAGCAGUGGCACUACUUCGACUGCCCGCGCCAGCUCGGCACCAACUCCCCCGACACCCCGCGCGAGAACGCCACCCUCUCGGAAGUCCCGCUGCACGAAGACGACGUCGUCCUCGCCAUGUCCGACGGCGUGACGGACAACCUCUGGGAGGAGGACAUCACCGAAUCCGUCCUCACCGCGCUGUCCCAAUGGCAGGAAGAGCAGGGACAAUCGCGACCACAACAACAACAACAAAAGAAGGAUCAGGAGGAGGCCAUGCGCUACGUCGCCCAGCAAGUCGUUCUCCGCGCCCGCAGAAUCGCCGAGGAUCCCUUCGCCGCCUCGCCGUUCAUGGAGAAAGGCGUCGAGGAAGGCCUGGCGAUCGAAGGCGGCAAGAUGGACGACAUCUCGGUCGUGGCGGCGGUGGUUUGUAGGAGGCCGAAGGGGUGA